UUUAAAAAGAGAAAAACACACAAUCGCAGGAAUCAGGAACCCAACUUAGUUGCAUUCUGCCCGGCAGUUUGCGUUAGCUGUUCUUCAAAUAAGCCACAUUUUCCUUCCAAAGAUGUCUAAAAGACAUCGUCUAGAUUUGGGCGAUGACUAUUCCUCCAGUAAGAAGAGAUCCGAGGGGAGAGACCGGGAUCGUGACAGAGACCGUGAGGAUCGCUCCAGGGACAGGGACCGAGAUAGGGAUCGGGACAGGGACAGAGAUCGGGAUAGAGACCUGAAGCCUUCUAGUGCCCCUUCUAACAGCACUGCUGGUAUAGGCCUGCCUCCACUCAAACAGAUGGCCGUGCACCAGCAGAUUAAUCCAUUCACCAACCUGCCACACACGCCACGUUACUACGAGAUUCUGAAGAAGAGGUUACAGCUUCCAGUGUGGGAGUACAAGGAAAGCUUCACCGACAUCAUCACACGUCAUCAGAGCUUUGUCCUUGUUGGAGAAACAGGCUCCGGGAAGACAACACAGAUUCCCCAAUGGUGUGUGGACAUGGUGAGAGGUUUGCCUGGACCUAAGCGGGCGGUCGCCUGUACUCAGCCCAGAAGAGUGGCAGCCAUGAGCGUGGCUCAAAGGGUGGCCGAUGAAAUGGAUGUGAUGCUUGGACAGGAAGUGGGCUACUCUAUUCGAUUUGAGGACUGUAGCUCUGCCAAGACUAUACUGAAGUACAUGACAGACGGUAUGCUUCUAAGAGAGGCUAUGAAUGACCCGUUGUUGGAGCGUUAUGGUGUGAUCAUUCUGGACGAGGCCCACGAGCGAACCCUGGCCACAGACAUCCUGAUGGGAGUCCUUAAGGAGGUGGUGCGUCAGCGAUCAGAUCUGAAGGUGAUCGUCAUGAGUGCCACCCUGGAUGCUGGCAAGUUCCAGGUGUACUUCGACAACUGUCCUCUGCUGACAAUUCCUGGACGUACACACCCUGUAGAGAUCUUCUACACACCUGAGCCAGAGAGAGACUAUCUUGAGGCAGCUAUCCGCACUGUCAUCCAGAUUCAUAUGUGUGAGGAAGAUGAAGGUGACUGCCUUCUCUUUCUCACUGGACAAGAGGAAAUUGAUGAAGCCUGCAAACGGAUCAAGCGUGAGGUAGAUGAUCUUGGACCUGAGGUUGGGGACAUUAAAAUCAUUCCACUGUAUUCCACAUUGCCACCACAGCAGCAGCAAAGGAUCUUUGAGCCACCUCCUCCAAGGAAACCCAAUGGUGCAAUAGGAAGAAAGGUUGUGGUAUCAACAAACAUUGCUGAGACUUCUCUGACAAUUGAUGGUGUUGUAUUUGUCAUUGAUCCAGGUUUUGCCAAGCAAAAGGUGUACAAUCCUCGUAUCAGAGUGGAGUCAUUGCUGGUCACAGCCAUCAGUAAAGCUUCUGCCCAGCAGAGGGCAGGACGAGCUGGCAGAACACGGCCAGGGAAAUGUUUCCGCCUUUAUACAGAGAAGGCCUACAAAACAGAGAUGCAGGAUAACACGUACCCUGAGAUUCUUCGGUCCAACUUGGGGUCUGUUGUGCUGCAGUUGAAAAAGCUGGGUAUUGAUGACCUUGUUCACUUUGACUUCAUGGAUCCACCUGCUCCUGAGACACUGAUGAGGGCCCUGGAGCUGUUGAAUUAUCUGGCAGCUCUCAAUGAUGAUGGCGACCUGACGGAGCUGGGCUCCAUGAUGGCCGAGUUUCCUUUGGACCCCCAGUUGGCUAAGAUGGUCAUUGCCAGCUGCGAGUUUAACUGCUCGAAUGAGAUCCUUUCCAUUACUGCCAUGCUGUCAGUCCCACAGUGUUUUGUCCGCCCCACGGAGGCUAAGAAGGCAGCAGACGAGUCCAAGAUGAGGUUUGCUCACAUUGACGGAGACCACCUGACGCUGCUCAACGUCUACCAUGCCUUCAAACAAAACCAUGAGUCCAACCAGUGGUGCUAUGACAACUUUGUCAACUACCGCUCCCUGAUGUCUGCUGACAACGUGCGGCAACAGUUGUCAAGGAUCAUGGACCGUUUCAACCUGCCACGCCGCAGUACUGAGUUUACUAGCAGAGAUUACUACAUCAACAUUCGCAGAGCACUCUGCACUGGCUUCUUCAUGCAGGUGGCUCAUUUGGAACGCACAGGUCAUUACCUCACAGUCAAAGACAACCAAGUGGUCCAACUGCACCCAUCAACAGUUCUAGACCACAAGCCUGAGUGGGUGCUCUACAAUGAGUUUGUCCUCACUACCAAGAACUACAUCCGCACUUGCACAGACAUCAAACCAGAGUGGUUGGUGAAGAUCGCACCACAGUACUAUGAAAUGAGUAACUUCCCACAAUGUGAAGCUAAAAGACAGCUGGAGCGAAUCAUUGCCAAACUAGAGAGCAAAGAGUAUUCUCAAUACUGAACAAUAGCCCUGAAGUGUCCUGGAAAAUAACAGCGUACCAUAGUUUUAGAUCUUUGUGUAUCAUUGUAUCUUAAUGUUUCAAAUUCAGCAAUUUGAUUUUUAUAUUUUGUUUGUUGUUUUUUUUUUUUUUUUUUUCUUUUCUUUUUUCCCAUAAAUGUUAAUUCUGUAAUUAUGUGUAAUGCCAGCUAAAAUACUAUGAACUCCAUAUAGUAGAUCUGGCCAUAAAAAUUUUCAAGAGGAAUAUCAGAAACACGUCAUUGAGAUGUGGUUGACUUUCCUUUAGGGGAUUGCAGAGUCAAACUGAUUUGUGCUUGCUUUGUUUCUUUAAUAAAGGAGCUUUGACUACUUUGA
Sphaeramia orbicularis (orbiculate cardinalfish) is the source of this 2749-nucleotide messenger RNA. Its product is annotated as pre-mRNA-splicing factor ATP-dependent RNA helicase DHX15. Bases 113 to 2398 code for a protein of 761 amino acids. Lineage: Eukaryota; Metazoa; Chordata; Actinopteri; Kurtiformes; Apogonidae. The record is from RefSeq and is a predicted model, not a curated record. The transcript is spliced from 14 exons. Gene Ontology annotation, molecular function: ATP binding; RNA binding; RNA helicase activity. Gene Ontology annotation, cellular component: intracellular anatomical structure; spliceosomal complex.